This is a messenger RNA of Schistosoma spindalis, 6551 nucleotides long. NCBI's taxonomy places the organism in Eukaryota, Metazoa, Platyhelminthes, Trematoda, Strigeidida, Schistosomatidae. The record is from the annotation of a GenBank genome assembly.
GUAAACAAAUUGGUAAAUCCGAAACCUGUCUGACCUUGACAGUCCUUUUGUUAACAUAAGCGUUUUCCAGAUUCCUGCGUAAUGUGUUUACCAAUGUUGUAUCUGGAGUAUAAUGGAAGGAUAAAGUUCUUAAGUUUAUUUAGUUUUAUAUUUUUGAUUCGAAUUAUCUGAAGCGAAGUUAUUAAAUCUGCUCAAUUUUGUUUAGUUUUGUCAACUGAGCGAUAUAGUGGAGUUAGGUAAAUGAUUGCUUAGCAAAUGGAAAAUGCAACCAGGUAGAUGAAAUUUAGGGCAGAUUUUCUGAUGUCACUAUGAUUUUCAUCGUGUUAAAUCUGUGUUUUCACAUCUUUCGUUGAGAAAUUAAGGUAAGGACGAACGUUGAGGACUUUCAAAAUAUCUCUUAGAAACGCCAGAUUCUGUCCAGUUUAUCAAAAAACAAUAAGAAUCAGUGAAAAAUUCAUAUCGCUUCGUUGAUUAAUUUUUGACAUACAUAUUAUUUUCUCAUCAUUGAUGCACUUCUCAUGAAUGUUCGUACGUGUUCUCCUGCGUCCAAAUAGCAUUCGAUAGGGUUAGAGUUGAUGAUAUAGUUUUAUUAGACAUAGAGCGUAGGAGUACGAUAUAUGAUCUAACGAUAAUACCUAUCUUACCUUUUAGUCCCGAUUCCAAGCUCUUAUUGCUUAAACAUUAACUCUCAAUUCUCAUCCCUAAGUCUUAAUUUUAACCGUGAAUUUGUCAUAAUUGCAUUGCUGAAGCGUUAGUAUAUAGUGCUACCAAAACAAACAAAUGAUUGACUGGGGGAUUUAUUAAACAUGUUUCAAUAUCUUCCAUAAAGUAGUUAUUUUAGUCACUAAUUGUAUCUUAUUCUGCAGUUAAUAGGUUAUCUGUGUGAAUGUACUUCUAUUUUUAACCACUAUAUAAAAAGCACACGCGUUAAGUUCGUGCGUUUCCGUCCCACAAUACUUCAUUUUCUGAUGAUGAUAAAGCGUGAUAUUACCCCUAUGAUUUUAUAAAGGCUGCACCCAAGUUUCAUAAGAAUAACCAAAUCCAUGUACCGGGCCCUAAUACAUCUGUAAGUGCUAGCACCUUUACGUGGUUACCCAGACCGAAUUAUGUGCAGCUGGGUUGAUUGAAACUCUGAUUAUUUGGUUGAUGCGGUACAACCUCUGUAACUAUAGUACUUAAGAAUCCCAUGAUUAUAUUCCAAACGAGUUACAUAUUAAUUACCCUAUAACCUUUUACUUAAGUUGGAAAGGUUUUAACUUUGAGACCUUUGUUUUUUUUUCAGGUUGUCGCACAACUGUUGCUUUAGGUUGUGCAAUACAUUUUCAGACUUUCCUUAUGUGUAAAUUAUAAAAUUAAUGUCGUCAUCUCGAGCUGCCUCUGCUAUAAAAGAAGUAAUCAACUUCAAAAAUGCUAAGAGGACGUCUUUCCUCCUCAUGAUAAUGAUAUCAAUAUAUCAUGGCUUUUUGAUGACAAAAUCUGGUGGUAAUUUGUGCAAGUCUCUAUUGAGUGAUGGAAGAUCAGGGCCUAGUGGAGAAUUUCGACCCUACAGUUGUAUGAUACAUACUUACUCAUCAAGAGACAGUCAUAAAUGUUUUAAAAGACUUGCGCCUUGGGGUGAUGUGGUUCGACUCUAUUUUGUUGGAGAUUCACGACUGAAAAAGCUAUUUAAUGCUUUUGUUUACCAUAUAAAUGAUGAAGUUGUUAGAGAAAAUACUACAUCAGAAGCAAGCAUUUCAAAUAACUUUCAAUAUGUUGCGGGAGAAGUCGACUUACGAUUUUUCCACCAUGAUGAAAUUACAGAUGAUACACUAGAACUAGUCAAGUCAUGGAUCGGCUCUACAAAUUUAUCCAAUGUUACUGAGUCUAAUAUGCGAAACAAAAAUAGUGACAUUUCUACACCUACUCAUUUGGUAAUCUCUAUGGGCACAAAAACAAUACAACAUUAUAAUAGAUCCGAAGAUGGUCUUUUAGAGUAUAUGAACGGUGUUAAACGUCUUACUAGUGUUUUAGAAGAAUUGAAAUUUGCACGAUGUGUGUGGAUGCUACAAGACCCUGUUGCAGAAAGUCUUUUAUCUAAAGAGUUGAAAAUAAUUACUAAUGAUUUGAUCGAUAAAUAUAAUGAGUUUGCAUCAACAGCUAUGAAAUCUGUUAGUGGUGUAGAAAUAUGGAGUUCAAAUCGUUUAAUUGCUCUUAAAGUUGGUUUUCCGGCUAUAAAUUGGAAUUGUCAUCAGUUACAAAUGUUAUCUACAAGUAAUUCAGAUAAAAUGGCAUCAGCAACAUCUAUAUUAGAUUAUAAAGAGGGUACGGCAAAGAAUAACGUCUGCUUAGAAAUGCCCACACUUUCAGAUGGAUAUCAUGUUUCAGAUAAAGCUAUGAAAGAGAAUGUACAGAUUCUAUUAAAUUUAUAUUGUAAUAAUCAAAUGAAAUUCUCUGACGGUACUUGCUGUCGUGGUUCUGAGCCAAUUACACCUGUACAAGAAAAAUGUUUCAUAUUUUACGCUAUUUGUGUGUUAAGUACUUUACUGUGUUUUCUGUACAAUCAAUUUAUUUCUCGCGGUAAGCCAUGUACACAAGUGAUAAAUUUUCGUAGAAUAUUUUUAUUUUUUCGUAAAACGGCAGAAACGCAACCAUAUAUCCCAGUGGAAAGUGAACCUGGUAAUGAUAAUGAUGAGAAUAAUAAUAACAACAAUACUGAUACAACCAGUUCAUUAUUUGUGGAAUUUUAUGAAUUAACUAGUGCUCUGUCCAAAUUUGGUGCUAUUAUGAUGUAUUUCUUUAUAUGUGACAGAACAAUACUAUUCAUGAAGGCCAAUAAACGUUAUACAAAUUUGAGCUUUUUUCUACCGAUUAUCUAUUGCUUCGUGUUAGGUUUAUUCUUUAGUGGACCAACUAAACGAUCUCAAGUAAAUCAUUUGGAUAUAACACGUGAAUGGAAAGGAUGGAUGCAAUUAUAUCUUCUAAUUUAUCAUUUUACUGAUUCUUAUAGAGUAACUCCGAUUUUCAUGUCAGCUCGUCUUGUUGUAUCGAGUUAUCUGUUUCUAUCAGGAUAUGGACAUUUUUGUUAUUUUUGGCGUAAACCUGUACCACAAAUUAAUUGGCUAAAAUUAUUGAAUUAUCGUCGUUGCUCCAGAGAAUUCUGCAGUGCAUGGAAAGCAUUAUGGCAAAUUUUACAUCGAUAUUUAAUUGUUAUUUAUCGUUUUAAUUUCUUCGUCUUUGGAUUAUGUCUAGUUAUGAAUCGCGGUUAUUUAGCUUAUUAUUUUAUUCCAUUAGUAUCAUUUUGGUUCACUGUUACACUAAUUGUUUGUGUUAUAUUCCCUCGUGUAUCUGGUCAAAAAGUAUCUGAAAAUCAAAAUAAUCGGGAUAAUAUCGAUUGUAAUGAUAACAACAGUAAUCAUAAUAUCAUUAGUAAUCAUAAUAGUAAUAAUGCUCUUUCUACUCAUGCUAACAAUGUUACCAACAUAACUACUACUACUAUUCCUUCUACAACUGCAUCUACAAGUAUCCCAUCCAACGCAACUGCCACUUCUACCGCUACUAAUAACUCCUAUAACUACAAUCGUAACCGUUAUUUCAAUCACCACUACUCUACUACUAACUAUGAGGAAUAUCCACCUAAUCAUCAAUAUAUAGAAUCAGAUGAGGAAGUUUAUUUCCAUCAAGCUCCAAGACGAUCUAGCCUGAACAUGAAUAAAUCAUUCCUGUUACCCACCUCAUCGCCAUCAUCCCUGCUGACAUCAACAGAUACAAUAAUUGGUGAAAUAUCUGGUUAUAUUCCAUGUCCUUCUUCUUCAUCUUCGUGUAAAUUAAUGGCACCAAUCAAUUAUAAUUCACAUAAAGGUCAUUAUAAAGCGUUAUCACUUGGUACAGCAUUUGAUCUUUGUCAAAAUUAUUCUCUUACUACUACUGAUACUGAUAGUUCUGUUCCUUGUAAUCCUCAAUUUCGUCAAGCUAAUCAAAAACUUGUUGGACAUCGAUUACAUCGCUCUGUUGUUAAGUCACGUGGACGUCUUGGUCCACCGUUAACAGAAGAUUUAAUUCGUAAAUUUCAGUGCAUUGUUUUACCAUUAAAAAAGAAGAUAUCACCAGCAACAUCGUCGACACUGAGCGCGACAACAACAAUAACCACGAGUAAAAAGCGAAUGAUAAACAUGAACCAAAAAUCAAAACAUCCAUCGGAUUCUACUACUAAUACUACUAUCAUUACUACUUCUACUACUAAUAAAUGUCGUCGAUAUUUCAAAUCGAUAUGUUUCAUUCAUUGUAGUCGUAUACGAUUGACUUACGUAAUCAUGAUAAUAAAAUUUAUUGGUUUAAUAUGUUUUAUUGAAUCAUUGUAUCGUUCAAGAGGAUUCUUUCAUUGGUUAUUUUUCUCAGGACCACAAAAGUAUAUAUUUCAAUAUCAUCGUGAGUAUACACCAUCAGCGCAGAAAGAUGUUACCAAUAAUGAUGAAAAAAUAUGGUUUUUUCGUUGGUCAAUCGAUCGUUAUUCAGCUGUUUACGGUAUGAUAUUUGCCUUCCUGUGCGAAUCCCUACGACAAAUUGGAGUAUUAGAAGAUACUGUUGAUGAUAAUAGCGGUGAUAAUUAUGCUAUCUCUGGUUAUCUACAAGGCAGUAAACAGUCUGACGAAAUUCGUUAUUCUCGAUUACCACUAAGCAGUAAGAAUUACAAUCUUACUACUAUUGUCGCUACCGAUAAUAAUGAUGGUAAUCAUAGUAGUAAUGUCAAUAAUCACAAAAUUAGUAAUGAUGACAUGGAUACUGAUUAUCAUAAACGACUUCAAAAAACUAAUCAUAAAACAUUCCAUUGUCAGAAUGAUUACAAUGAUGAGUCUUAUGAAUAUUUAAAUCAUUCAACAUCUUAUGAUAUCAAACAUUAUGAUAACAUUUUCGAUUCAACUGUUCAAUAUUCAAAUCAUUUACAAAAACCAAUGAAUAGUACUAACAAUUUAUCAUCGUCGUCAUCAUCCACAUUAUUGAGUCAUUUGAAUGAACAUAAUAAAGAAAUUUCUUAUUUUUCUAUACUUCUAUACAAAUGUUUCUCACCGUUAGGUUUAACCGUAUUAGGUAUAAUUGGUCUAAUGUUUUCUUGCAUAUAUGUAUUUGCCUGUUCGAAUCGAGAAACAUGUUUACAUAUCCACGCGUAUAUGUGUCUCAUUCCUAUUAUAUCAUAUAUUCUGGUGAGAAAUGGUUUCAGUUCAUUACGUAGAAUAUAUAGUAUAUUCUUUGCUUGGAUUGGUGAUAUGUCAUUGGAAUUAUUUAUUGCUCAAUAUCAUAUCUGGUUAUCAGCUGAUGCUUAUGGUAUACUUGUUCUAUUACCAGGUUUUCCAUUGGUCAAUUUAACUUUGACAUCAUUUAUUUUUAUAUGUAUAUGUCAUGAAGUACAUAUUUUAACACGUCGAUUACAAAAUUACAUUAUUCCUAAUUCCCCUUUAAAACUUGUUCGUAAUAUUUUAAUUUUUACAUUAGUAUUUCAUUUAAUCACUAAUUCAACAUCACAAAUGAUUCAAUGGGAUUUUUCUUAAUUAUUUAUUAUUAUUAUUAUUGUAUUUCUAAAAUAAUUCCAUUUUUAUAUACUUUAUUUAAACGUUUUUGAAUUGGUUCAAUUGUAUGUUGUUGUUUUGUUUUGUUUUCCUAGUUUUUCAUGGUGCAUUCAUUCUUUAUAGAUAUAUUAUUUUAUUUGACAUAAACAUUCCAAGAAAAAAAGAAUGUUAUGUGAUAUUAUUUCAUUAACAUUUUUCCUCAUAUGUUUUACUUCAUCUAAUACAAUCUUACAAGUGUACAAAUGUAUAUGUAUGAAUGAAAAGACUGUGGUGAACAACACUUGAGCGAUGCUAGACUAACCUUGAGAGAGUAUCCACUUAAUAACCAGGACCAAAUGAGGGUUAUAAACCCUGUGUGAGGAAUUAUAAUCAUAAUUUACAGUUGAUGAUUAAGCUUAGGAAUUAAAUUUCAAGUUUUCAUCAAUGAACUGACAUCAGCUAUAAUACCAAAACUUUAUUUAUCCAAAUGGAUGAGUGAAUUUCACGCCAUAAAUCCGAGACCUGUUAUCUUAUAUGUGAUUAGUUCGUCCAUAAAUUAUAGUCUCGCCAAGACUGUUUUAAUGUUAGUCGAGUUUUCUUUCUUUUUCUCCUGAUCAAACAGUAUAUUUGAUCUCAGUUUAUAUUAUUACUAAUGUUUAUUAUUAUUAUUAUCAGUAGUAGUAAAUAUCUUGAAGAAAUCACGUCACUUGUUCUUAUGAUAUGUUGCUGAGCAAUCACCAAUGGUAAUUUUAGUACUACAUAUCGAUUUUAAAAAUGAUUUUCUCAUUUCUUUGCCUGUUACUUUCUUUCUAUUUUUCAAAUUACAUAUUACCUUAUGUAACAAUAAAGACCAAGUCAUAAUUGGAUGAAAAUGAAUAUAAAAUCUAUGAUAGAAAAAUGUCACAAGAGCUAAGAUGAUUUUCUUAUUUGUCAUGUAAUUUUUAAAUCUGUACAUUCAUAUUAAUAUUUAUAUCAUAUAGAAAGUAAUGACUUCUAUAAAAUUAUUAUGUAAUAAAGAAAUGGUUACUUGGU